AUGCUCGAGUUCAUUUUGUUCCGUGAGGAUAUAGCAGAGCUGAGGUUCUUGCGCAGCAGUACUAUUAGCGCAGGCCCUAGUUUCUGGACUGAUAUCGCGACCGCCUUUUCCACCGCUGAGUUCGGCCUCGCCUUGUUUGAGCAAUCAGCCGACCCCAUACCUGAUUUCGACGGGUUUAGUGCUCGCUCAGGUCUGACAUGGACCAGUCAGCAUUCCCCUAAGCGAGCUGUGGUUCCAUUCCAGGCGCUCCGCGUAAUCGAGAUGGGCCAUUCAGGGCCCGGGUUGGGCACCGACGAGGCUCGUGUGGAUCCACCGCCAUGA
Messenger RNA from Penicillium diatomitis, 321 nucleotides. RefSeq lists its product as uncharacterized. The record is from RefSeq and is a predicted model, not a curated record. The transcript is spliced from 2 exons. Lineage: Eukaryota; Fungi; Ascomycota; Eurotiomycetes; Eurotiales; Aspergillaceae. Bases 1 to 321 code for a protein of 106 amino acids.